AAGGAAAAUAAGAUUAAUUAGCCCAAGAGUAUAUCGGGUCGACUGAAAACAAAACCCAAAAUAUAAAACCCUAAACCCUACCUUUUCUCCUUCCUUAUUUUUUCGCUAACCCCGGAAUCCCUCUAUUCCUCUCUUCGAAGGUUGCCAUUUUCAUUGAGCAAAAUGAAUCUCAACAACCUCAAAGUUCCUAAGAUGCCUGGAGGUGGAGCACUUCCUGCUUUGCUUAAGAUUGGAGUCAUUGGUGGGCUUGGCCUCUAUGGAGUUGCCAAUAGUCUCUACAAUGUUGACGGUGGUCACCGAGCAAUUGUUUUCAAUCGGAUAUUGGGCAUCAAAGAUAAGGUUUAUUCCGAGGGGACACACCUUAUGAUACCAUGGUUUGAGAGGCCUAUCAUCUAUGAUGUCCGUGCAAGACCUCAUUUAGUUGAGAGUACUUCUGGUAGUCGUGAUCUCCAGAUGGUCAAGAUUGGGCUUCGAGUUCUCACUCGCCCUAAGUCAACUCAGUUAACUGAAAUUUAUCGAACCCUUGGUGAGAACUAUAAUGAGAGGGUCCUGCCUUCAAUCAUUCAUGAAACUUUAAAAGCUGUUGUUGCUCAAUACAAUGCUAGCCAACUCAUUACUCAGAGAGAGAAUGUCAGUAAGGAAAUCCGGAAGAUUCUGACUGAAAGGGCAGCUUACUUCAACAUUCAACUUGAUGAUGUGUCCAUCACAAGUCUGACUUUUGGGAAGGAAUUCACUGCUGCAAUUGAGGCGAAACAGGUGGCUGCACAAGAAGCUGAGAGAGCUAAAUUUAUUGUGGAAAAAGCUGAACAGGACAAGAAAAGUGCUGUCAUCCGAGCACAGGGAGAAGCCAAGAGUGCCCAACUCAUUGGUCAAGCAAUUGCAAAGAACCCAGCAUUCAUUACAUUGAGGAAAAUUGAAGCCUCUAGAGAGAUUGCACAGACCAUUGCAAAUUCAGCCAACAAAGUCUUCUUGAACUCAAAGGAUCUGUUGCUGAACCUUCAGGAGAUGGAUCUUGAAUCCCACCCAAAGUAAAAUGGUUACCUUUAUUUCACACUUGGUUCAAUAAUUCCAUUGUGAGAACGUUAAAUACAAACUUGAAGGCUUUGCUGUCGUCUCAUGGAUUUUGGAAGGAUUUAUUGUCUUUAAGGAUCAGUGUUCAAACAUCAUAUCAGUUGAUCCAUAUGGGGCUGUUUAUUUGAGGUAGAGAAGAGCUAUUGGAUAUAUGGUAGUGGGCAAUUUUAUCUUUUAUUCAAAUUAAUACCUUACCCAAUGGAACUAAUGGACCUGUUGGAUGUGGAUUUAUGUAACUUGGAUUAAGGUCAAGGUCGAGUUGUGGAAUGAUAGGAAUCCCAUGGUGUUUCGGCUUUGUCUUGUGUAAUUUGCUUCAACUAUUUGACCCUGCCAAAUAGACCUGAAACAGCCCCGGAUAGUUUGAUCCGGUUUAUGGUUUGGUUGGCCACCCCUAGCCUAGACCUGUACUCCAUUGUUUGUUCUUGUUAAACUAGUUUGAAUUGCUUCAACUAAAAUUAGCUCACGAAA
Molecule: messenger RNA, 1539 nt
Organism: Gossypium raimondii (Peruvian cotton)
Lineage: Eukaryota; Viridiplantae; Streptophyta; Magnoliopsida; Malvales; Malvaceae
Product: prohibitin-1, mitochondrial
Exons: 6
Coding region: 163-1032 (289 amino acids)
Biological process (GO): mitochondrion organization
Cellular component (GO): mitochondrion; membrane
Source: RefSeq, a predicted model, not a curated record